Peniophora sp. CBMAI 1063 is the source of this 2454-nucleotide messenger RNA. The record is from the annotation of a GenBank genome assembly. Lineage: Eukaryota; Fungi; Basidiomycota; Agaricomycetes; Russulales; Peniophoraceae.
AUGCCAAACCGCUCGGACUAUGAGGCGCUGCCUCAAGCCGACGAGGGAGAUCAUGAUUACGAGGAGGGAGAUUCCCUAUUGCCCACCCUGGUCCAAGGACAGUCGCGCGGGAUUCAGCGCGCGAACCGUCCUGGCUCAAUAGACAUUCGGAAGCUGGACAAUGCCUUCAAGAGGUGGACAGAAUCCAUAGCUCAGCGCAUGAAACGCAAGAAGAAGAAGGCGGGUCCAGUACACGAGAAGCUGGAGAUCCUGCGUAGCGUAUUCGACCCGCCGGUGACAGCGAGGAUCGUUAUCAGAGGCCCGUUCAAGACACUCGACCAUGGCCCUCCUAUGACCAAGGAACAAUAUGAUGGCCUCGUCAAUUCCGUUAAAAUGGCCAUAUUGGAAGGUCUACAUCCAAAGAUGAUCACAAAAGGGUCCUCUGGCUCGUACUUUGCUCGUGCCAAGGUGGACGGAAGGGUACAAACUGUUGCCGUCUUCAAGCCAAAGGACGAGGAGCCUUAUGGGCGCCUGAAUCCUAAGACAACUAAGUGGUUGCAUCGGAAACUCAGCUUCAUCAUCCCCUUUGGACGUGCUUGCCUUAUCCCUAACCUGAGCUAUAUAUCCGAAGCGGCCGCCUCGCUACUGGACAGGCGGUUAGAACUCAAUAUCGUCCCACGAACAGAACUAGUGUCGUUAAGCAGUACUGCUUUCUUCUAUGAUUGGAUCGACAGAUCUAACCAUAAGAAGGGUAAACCGCUACCAGAUAAGAUUGGUAGCAUGCAGGUGUUCAUGCACGGGUACACUGAUGCGUCUGACUUUCUACGCAAACACCCCUGGCCAGGACGAUCCAUCGCUGAUACAUUUGAUGACUCUACCCACCGACGUCGUAACAUCACGAAGCGUAUGCUCGGAGCAAUCAAAAUCGUAUGCGGGAAAACAGGUGCCGAGGAUGAGAACUUCGACGAUGACGAAGAGGAGAAUCGCUAUACCUUUGAUGUAUCGGAAUCCGCAGACGGCGAUACGCCUUUCUACUGGGCGCCCGUCUUGCAGAGGAGUUUCCGUGAAGAGCUCGAGAAGCUAGUCAUACUGGAUUACCUGAUGAGGAACACAGACCGCGGCGCUGAUAACUACAUGAUCAAGUACUGUGAGGCAGAGCACGAGAAAUCUCACGUUACCACCGCGCCGACACGCGGGAAGCCCAUGAUGAGCGAGAUCCGCUCGCCCUCAUUCACUGCUUCUCCGCCCGAUGCGACUCCUAACCCAAACCCGAAUCUUGUUCCUCCACCACGGCCCUUGCGCUCGAACUCGUCCGCGGCGGACGAUUACAGGCGGCAUCCGCAUAUACACAUCGCUGCUAUCGACAACUCGCUCUCUUUUCCUCAUGAGCACCCACAUGGGUGGAGAUCGUACACGUAUGGCUGGCUGUACCUGCCUGUCAGCCUCAUUGGACGACCCUUCAGCCAACAUACGCGAGACCACUUCUUGCCCCUGCUCACGAGCAAGGAGUGGUGGCAAGAUACGACGUACCAGCUCCGGGAGCUUUUCGCUGUUGAUCCCGACUUCAAUGAGAAGAUGUGGUCGAGGCAGCUGGCCUUGAUCAAAGGUCAAGCGUGGAAUAUUGUCCAGUCUCUACGACACGAGGAUGAAGGUCCUCUGGAGCUCACACGAAGAACAUCGGCAAUGGUCUGGGACGACAAACUUGAAGUGGCAGACGACACUGCUACGAUAGAGGCCAUCGUCGGCCCUCUGUCAGGCUCCAUCGCUUCUCUUCCUCCGCGCGUCAUGAGCCCAGGCCACCAACGCGUCCGAAGUAGCGCUUCAGAGUUCCCUCCUCCACGCAUGCGACGCAUGAGCAGCACCGAUACGUCUGGCUUCCAACGCCCGGUUCCGUUCAGCGCCAAAUUCCAGCGCGUCCACCCUGGGACCACGGGAGUGACAGUGCUCGAGCAUAUGGAGCGACUGGACAGGGUGGAGGCUAGUCUCGAUCGUCUUGCUGGUGGAGAUGACGAGGCAGACGAGCUGGAAGAGCAGGAGCAAGAUGUGGGUGACCUUGCGCGGCCCACCGCACCCGUUCUGGGGCUGCUCUCACCGCCUGAAGCCAUAACGGGCCCAAGUUCAGCGCCUACCGCUCCUUUCGCCGGGCCAUCGCCAUCGCUGGCGCCAGUGCUUGAAGUCAGCUCGUCAUCGAGUGUCCAUUCACGAUCAGAUGCCCCGUCUCUACCGGCGGACGUGGAUGCAGACGAGGAGGAUGAGGAAGACGUGGCGGCGCUGUCGAAGAGCAUGUCACAUAUCGAUAACGUCGCGCAUGGUCGGUGGACGACCAGGCACCCUGGUAUAGAGCAGAGGAGUGCCGGGCUCGGCCUUGAAUGGAUGCAGAGCCAGGAUUCGGAGUCUGACGGCUCAAGAAAGAAGACUGUCAUUGUUGAGCGACUCGAACUCAUCGAGAAGCAGGCGUACUUCAGUUGCUGGUGA